GGGGGCGUCCGAAACCUCUUGCCAUAUAGAAGAAGUGACGGGAUGAAAGGAUUGCAUUCUGCAAGAGAAUAAGACUCGAUAAACCAUGGGAAGUGGAAACUGUUUAUUUUUCUCACUGGGCAAAAAUUCGAAUCCGCAGCGCAACGUGCAUGCGGAAUUAGCUGCAAAAUUCUCCUUGAACGGCUUCCAAGGUGAGGCGGAUCACAAAAACGGCUACUAGGAAGCCGUUACGAAAGUCACGAACCUUAGACCGACCAUCUAACCCCCAACAACAGCAUUCCCUAGAGAAGUCUUCUCGGUCGCCAAAAGACGCGACGCGCCUUCAUUUUCCGAUUAUUAUGCCACCGUGAUGGCAGACCGCCGCCACCAUCGCUUCCCUCGCGGGGAGCAUUGCGCCGAUUGCCCCGCCCGGCGCUGGUAUCUCGAGAAUGGUCGUAAAUACUGUGAAAACGGCCACCAAGUCGAAGGAUACGUCCAAUUCGACGUUGACGACGAAGACAACUACAAUAGGACCGGUAGGGUCUCGCGCAAGCAGAAGGAUAUCAGGGAGGCCGAACGCAAGCACCUCUCGGGAAACCAGGCCAGGGGGCUCUACCUCGCCUGUCUGGGCUUCAUCAUCCGGAAGCAGGUCGCCUGGCUGGUCAAGAAGAAGGGCCUGCACCCGGAGCUUGAGUCGGUGUGCUGUGACCUCUGGAUCCUCCGCAUCCGCGACUUUCCAGGCCUGGCAAAGGAUUCAGGCAAGAGCAGCCAUGGGAAUAACCCCCCUCCUCACGCUGGACCCGAUGGCGAGCUGGCCAUGUUCAGCUCCCAGGUUGAGUUGCCUCCAAAUGCUCCCGAUGUGCCUCCUUCAAAUUGCAAAAAAGGGCCCAAGAGCUGGUUCACCGAGGACUGGGCUCUCCCUGGCGCCAUCGACACUCUGGCCUUGGUUUACCUGGGCUGCCUGUUGCGUCAAGAACCAGUGAGGGUCGGAGACCUCUAUCGAUGGGCCAAGACCAACCAGAUCCCCUUUAUCGGAGCGAUCGACCUGUUACCAAAGGAUUGGCGCGAGCGCUUGCCUGGAUGGGCUCAGAAAUCACUCUUGACCAGAUACAUCAAGUUUCAGGGAUCCGAACUUCAUAGGGCGAUCAUAGAUCUAAUUCGAGGAUACAAAGAGAACCGUUGCCUCGAAUUCCCAGCGGUGCCAGCCCAGCCGUCACUUCUCCUCUACCUCAAAGACCUCGCGCUUCCACCCGACGUGUAUACAAUCGUUCAAGACACGUGCUCACUUCUCGAUACUCGCUUCUCCUUCCCAGCCAGGGGCCCAGAUGUAAAAUCGCACAUGCUUCUCGAUAUGCCAGAUGUGCUCUUAGUGGCGGCCAUUGUAUCAACAGCAAAGCUGCUAUACCCCAUGGACGGCACGGAGCGGUUUUCCCUCGACGACGGCGACCUACAAACACUCCAAAUGAACUGGGAAGUUUGGGAGGCCGAGUUUAUUACGCCGCCAAAGAAAUUGGGCAGUUUUGAAUUCGAGAAGCUCGGCCCGAACGACAUAUGGGACUUGAGCAAACAAGAACUACACGAGUUCAUGAACUGGUUCCAGACAACUCAACUCAACUCGAGGCAGACAGAUGAGAUGGAGAUUGACCGUAUUUUUCCGCUAGAGGCAAUACAACCACUGCCCGAGUUCCAGGACAUGACGGACGAGGAAGUUGAGGCACGCAUGAAAAGAGUCCAGAAAGCAAUGACGAUUGUUCCACCCCGACCAGACCAAGAGGGCGAAACGAAGCCCGAGAUACGGCUGUAUCGAUACCCAAGCAGCCUUAAAGGACAUGCUAAGCGUUUCUAUGAAGUGGUUGCGGAGGUAUCUGGGCUCACAUUAAAGGACCUUGUCUUUGUAGUGUACAGAUUUGAUCAACUGUUGUUACGACGACAGAUCAAAGAGCUGCGGCGACUGAAGAAGGAGCCGACUCGCCGCGAAGAACAAAUCGACAGCGAAUCCGAAGCCUAGGUUAGGGCGGGAGAAUGCUAGGUGGAACUUGUCAGGGCUUAGGAUUCUGUAUUAGGACUUGUCACAGGGAAGAUGGCAGGAGGGUUGGUUCAUUUGCCCGGGGAGUUAAAGGGCAACUCUGCAACGGGCGCAACUUACAUACCCUUUGAUUAUUGUGCUGCAGCAUGAUGUAAAAUAGGUGGUUGAGACUGGAACUAGAACAACUGGCAACAAAUGCAUUCCUACAAGAAGAAGAAUGCAGGGCUAUAUGUGCAGACUGCUCGACGCUCGCAGGUUGAGAAUAUCGUGGUUUUGACUGUGGACACAGUGCAAUUCUGCUAUGGAGUUAAGAACUUUGAAAACUGGGGAAAGCAAGGGUCU
Messenger RNA from Lasiosphaeria miniovina, 2347 nucleotides. RefSeq lists its product as uncharacterized. The record is from RefSeq and is a predicted model, not a curated record. The transcript has 5 exons. Lineage: Eukaryota; Fungi; Ascomycota; Sordariomycetes; Sordariales; Lasiosphaeriaceae. Bases 350 to 1987 code for a protein of 545 amino acids. Gene Ontology annotation, cellular component: RNA polymerase I core factor complex. Gene Ontology annotation, biological process: nucleolar large rRNA transcription by RNA polymerase I; RNA polymerase I preinitiation complex assembly. Gene Ontology annotation, molecular function: RNA polymerase I core promoter sequence-specific DNA binding.